Messenger RNA from Polistes canadensis, 1500 nucleotides. It is a transcript of the gene Nle, whose product is annotated as notchless protein homolog 1. Gene Ontology annotation, molecular function: protein binding. Gene Ontology annotation, biological process: ribosomal large subunit assembly; Notch signaling pathway. The transcript is spliced from 7 exons. The coding region runs from base 33 to 1475 and encodes 480 amino acids. NCBI's taxonomy places the organism in Eukaryota, Metazoa, Arthropoda, Insecta, Hymenoptera, Vespidae. The record is from RefSeq and is a predicted model, not a curated record. Gene Ontology annotation, cellular component: nucleolus.
CUGUAUAUGUAUUCAAGUAUUUGUAAAAAGAAAUGUCAGUUAAAAUGACUAAAAGAAAACUUGACGACGAAACAGAUAAUAAACCUACCAGGGUUUUAUCAAAGUUUAAAUCUGAUACUGGAGAAACUCUUCCAGGUGGUUUAUUGGAUUUACCAGUUAAUGUAACGGUUGAUAAACUUCAAGCAAUUUGCAAUGCUUUACUUCAGCACAAAGACCCAGUCCCACUGGCAUUCUAUGUUAAUAACAAAGAAAUUACAGAUACGUUGGAAAAAAAUAUAGAAAAGAACUUUAAUAUAAGUGAAAAUGUUCUUGAAAUUGUGUAUCAACCACAAGCAAUUUUUAAAGUUAAAGCAGUAACGCGGUGUACUGGAUCCUUAGAAGGGCAUAAGGAAGCUGUUAUAUCUGUUGCUUUUUCACCCAAUGGAAAAUACUUGGCUAGUGGUUCUGGAGAUACAACUGUAAGAUUCUGGGAUAUUUAUACGCAAACUCCAUAUUAUACAUGUGAAGGACAUAAACAUUGGGUUUUAUGUAUUUCUUGGUCACCAUGCGGUAAUAAAUUGGUUUCAGCUUGUAAAAAUGGUAUGAUUUUACAUUGGGAUCCAAAAACAGGAAAACAAGUUGGUAAGGCAAUGAUUGGACAUAAAAUGUGGGUGACUUCUAUAAGUUGGGAGCCUUAUCAUAGAAAUCCAGAUUGUAGAUAUUUAAUAAGUGCAUCUAAAGACUGCGACUUAAGAAUAUGGGAUGUGACAUUUAGUCAAACAGUACGUGUUCUUUCCGGUCAUACAAAAAGUGUUACCUGUGUUAAAUGGGGAGGUAACGGUCUCAUAUAUUCUGCAUCUCAAGAUAGAACUAUCAGAGUAUGGAGAGCUGAAGAUGGAAUACUGUGCAGAACACUUGAAGGUCAUGGUCAUUGGGUAAAUACAUUAGCAUUGAAUGUAGAUUAUGUAUUAAGAACUGGUCCUUUUCAAAUGAGUAAUACAAAAGACAAAAUAGAGGAUCCCUUAGAAUAUGCAAAGAAUCAAUAUAACUCAAUAGGCGAAGAAAAGCUCGUUUCUGGUUCAGACGACUUUACAUUAUUUUUAUGGAAGCCAGAAAAAGAAAAAAAGCCUAUUGCAAGGAUGACAGGCCAUCAGCAAUUAAUAAAUGAUGUCAAAUUCUCACCGGAUGGUCGUAUAAUAGCAUCAGCAUCCUUUGAUAAAUCAAUCAAAUUAUGGGAUUCUAAUACUGGCAAUUACAUAGCAUCAUUAAGAGGUCAUGUACAAGCUGUUUAUUCUAUUACAUGGAGUGCAGAUUCACGUUUAUUGCUCAGCGGUAGUGCUGAUUCAACUUUGAAAGUAUGGAACAUGAAAACGAAUAAAUUACACGAGGAUUUGCCUGGACAUGCUGAUGAAGUUUAUGCUGUGGAUUGGUCUCCUGAUGGUCUUCGUGUUGCAUCAGGUGGAAAAGAUAAAGUUUUAAAAUUAUGGCAAAACUAAUAUUAGAGAAAUAAAAUAAAAAAUU